Molecule: messenger RNA, 2148 nt
Organism: Pistacia vera
Lineage: Eukaryota; Viridiplantae; Streptophyta; Magnoliopsida; Sapindales; Anacardiaceae
Product: exocyst complex component EXO70H1-like
Exons: 1
Coding region: 1-1914 (637 amino acids)
Biological process (GO): exocytosis
Cellular component (GO): exocyst
Molecular function (GO): phosphatidylinositol-4,5-bisphosphate binding
Source: RefSeq, a predicted model, not a curated record
AUGCCGAGAAAGGGAAUGAGAAGCAUUUGCUUUAACCCCAGAACGACGUCGGUGAUUUCUCUCCCUCGCCAUUCAAGAGCUUCUCCCGCUCGAAUAACACAUCUUCCCAGCUUUUCUGAAUCUACGACAAUGGAGCAAAUCAUUGAAUUCGCAACGGCAAUGAUCACGAAAUGGGAUCCGGACUCAUCAACGUUUGCUAGAGUCACUUCUCUCUUUUACGAGGAUAAGGGAGAAGCCAUGCAGUUCUUGAAGUGCGUUAACGAUCUGCAGAAAGCCAUGCAGUUGUUAGUUUCAGAGAAUUCAGCUUCUGAAAAACUCAUCCAAGCCCAAAACUUGAUGCAAAUUGCCAUGAAGAGACUACAAAAGGAAUUUUAUCAAAUUCUCUCCAUGAACCGGGCACACUUAGACCCGGAAUCAGUAUCCACAAGAUCAUCAAGAUCAGCCAGAUCCAGCAUUUCAGAUUUCGAGGACGAUGGCUCACCGGAAGACGAUGAUGUUCGAGUAGCAGGCGAUUCCAUCUCCGAAGUAGAAGAGGUAUCUUCAAUCGCCAUGUCGGAUUUGAAAUCUAUUGCAGAUUGCAUGAUUUCUGCAGGCUAUGCUAAAGAAUGUAUAAGAAUAUACAAAAUCAUACGCAAAUCCAUUAUCGAUGAAGGCAUUUACCGUCUCGGAGUGGAACGAUUCAGCAAUUCUCAAAUCAACAAAAUGGCCUGGGAAACUCUUGAAGUGAAAAUCAAGAACUGGUUAGACGCCGUGAAGAUCGCCAUGAGAACACUCUUCAACGGAGAAAGAAUCCUCUGCGACCACGUCUUCGCUUCCUCGGACUCCAUUAAAGAGUCGUGCUUUAGCGAUAUCUCCAAAGAAGGAGCCUUAAUUCUCUUUAGUUUCCCUGAACUCGUCGCCAAAACGAAGAAAUCACCUCCAGAGAAAAUGUUUCGUGUACUUGGUAUGUACACCGCCAUAGCCGAAAACUGGCCGGAGAUUGAAUCAAUCUUCUCCCACGAAUCAAACUCCACCGUCCGAUUACAGGCUCUCAAUUCACUCGUCAAACUCAGCGAGACAGUGCGUGCAAUGGUUUCCGAUUUCGAGUCUUCAAUACAGAAAGACUCAUCGAAAUUCCACGUCCCCGGCGGUGGAAUUCAUCCCUUAACUGACCAAGCAAUGAAAUAUCUCUCUCUCCUUGCCGAUUACAGUAACGUUCUAACCGAUAUUCUCGCCGACUUGCCUCCGCCGGCGAAAUCAUCCUUGCCGGAAUCCUACUUCGACAGUCCAGACUCCACCGACGCUCCGGCGCCGGCCAUCACCUUACACGUGGCGUGGCUCAUUCUCGUUCUUCUCUGCAAACUUGAUAGCAAAGCGAAGCUUUACAAGGACGUUUCUUUGUCUUACCUAUUCUUGGCAAACAAUCUUCAACACGUCGUAUCAAAAGUCCGUACAUCAAAUCUCCAAUACCUCCUCGGUGACGAAUGGAUUAACCAGAACGAAGCAAAAGUGAGACAGUUCGCCGCCAACUACGAGCGGGUAGCAUGGGAACAAGUCUUCAAAUCAUUACCGGAGAAUCCGACGGCCGCGAUUACACCGGGUCAAGCCAAAGACUACUUUAGAAAUUUUCAGUCGAGUUUUGAGCAAGUGUAUAACCAACAGAGUUCGUGUAUCGUGCCGGACCCGAAAUUGCGGGACGAGAUUAAAGUGUCGAUUGGGAGAAAGCUGGUGACGAAAUAUCGGGAGUUGUAUGAUAAGCAUAGAUUAACAUUGGGAGGAGAAAGAAAUGCCCGGAUGGUGGUGAGAUUUUCCACUGAAGAUGUGGGAAAUUACUUGUCGGACCUGUUCUUUGGAACGAUUGAAGGUUCCGGAAGUACGGGUUCGUCUUCUACUUCGUCUUCUCUCCAUCGGCGGCAUUCGCGGUUGAAAGCUUAGAGUUUCAAAUUGAUGCAUUAUUAUUUUAAGGAUUAGUAUACCAUUUUUCUGGGAUAUGUAUAUAUUUUAUGUAUUAUUGAUUAGAUAGAUUAUUAGAGAAUAAUACAAGUGAAUUUAUGAAUCUUCUCUAUUUCUUCCUCCGAAUAUCUCUCGUUUGUGUCUGUAAAAUGCAUGCAGUGCAUGGACAUUUCCACACUGUUCGGAUCCAAAUUAUUUUGGACUCUGCACAAUCCU